This is a messenger RNA of Dujonia railenensis, 2844 nucleotides long. Lineage: Eukaryota; Fungi; Ascomycota; Pichiomycetes; Serinales; Debaryomycetaceae. The record is from the annotation of a GenBank genome assembly.
AUGUCUGGGGAAAAGGAAAGGAAAAAGCUUUCCACAAAAUUGACGCAUCAGUUCAAUAAUAUAUACGAAUUAAAGGACAAAGAUGGCGUACCUAUCUCAGACACUUUCCAGAGGUUGCCCUUGCGUAAACUAGUGGACUACUACAAGAUUAUAAAAAACCCGAUUUCGUUGCAUGGAAUAGGUAGAAAUUUGAAAAACUACAAGUAUUCUAGUGCACAGGAGUUUGUCAACGAUUUGGUGCAAAUGGCAUGGAAUGCCAAGUUGUACAAUGUUAAAGGGUCUAUGAUCUACAACCACGCUGUAGUGUUGGAUAACUUCGUGAGGGAGAUGAUAUCGAAGUUGAACGGGGACAAAGGCGUUGGCAAUUUGUACUUGCCAGACUUGGGACCCCUUCCGGAGGGAGAAGAGCAGGCUGGCAGUGGAAAUGGAGGAGUUGGAAAGGACGAGAGCUACAUUGAGGAACAACACCUGACUAGAGAAGUCAGUCAACAGCCACCAUCAGCAUCAAUUGCAGGAGGUGCGCUGCAAUCACCGGUUUCUCAACAGCAGCUUCUUCAACAGCAGCUUCAGUAUGGAAACCAACAACCUUUUGGUAACAGAGCUAGCCCAUAUCCUCAGCCAGUUGGUACUUCGGUCGUUGGCUCUUUACCGCUGGUGAGCAGCAACAUCAGCAACAACAAUGCUACAUCUGGUAUAAGACGUGGACGUCCUCCAAUCAUCGACAAGCCAUACGAAACCAGGAUCAAGCUUAUUCUCAAACAGUUUAAGAAGCUUAGACUUCCAAACGACCCGAACUAUCAACUCACAUCCAAAUUCGAUAGGUUGCCGGACCCUAAGUACAACUCACCGUACUAUGCUAUGGUCAAACAACCAAUUUCACUCUUUGAGAUCCGUACCAAGGUGAGAACGAGGAAAUACCGCAAUGUCGAUGAAUUUAUCAAUGAUAUCAAUUUGAUGUUCGAGAACAGUAAAUUUUACUACCUGAACAAUGCCGGAGGAGCCGUUGGUCAACAAACUUACCAGGAAGCACUUUUAUUUGAACAAGAGGCUAACAAGAUUAUUCGUUUAGAGUUGCUGAAGCCAGAAAAGGAGUUGCUAACUGCAAACACUCCUGGAGGAGAUGGUAUAAUAAGGAUUCCAUUGGAUUCUAUUGAGAUCGAUGGGUACAGUUAUCACAUCGGGGACUGGGUCCAAAUCAAGAAUGAUAAUGAUCCUCAGAGACCUACUAUUGGACAAAUCUUUAGACUUUGGGCUACAGAAGAUGGUACUAAAUAUACCAAUGUGUGCUGGUACUACAGACCUGAACAGACCUGCCACAGAGUGGAUAGAUUAUUCUUCACCAACGAAGUCUGCAAGACAGGCCAAUACAGGGAUCAUUUAGCACUGGAAAUCGUUGGACCUUGUUACGUCAUUUUCUUGACCAGAUACCAAAAGGGUGAUAUUCCGGAAGGGGUGAUCCCAGCCGGAUGUCCCUGGUUCAUUUGUGAGUUUAGAUACAACGAGAAUAGUCAUGUUUUCAAUAGAAUCAGAACCUGGAAGGCAUGUCUUCCCGAUGAAAUUAGAGACAAACAAGAACAACCAUUGGUUCCGUUAAAUGAGCCUAGAAAAUUGAUCAAAUUUGAAUCCCCAAUCAAGAACAUGUUACCACAGGGUGUUGAUAACCACAUGCAAAUUUUGGAUGCAUCACAAGGGCCAAAUCCUAAUACACCUCCAGUAGUUGGUCUGGUCUACCUUAGAGGAAAUACAGACGAUGAUGAAUUGGGUCAAUAUACUGGCUCCCCUAAUGUGGUCAGGCUGCCAGAGAAUGACAAUGGGCGCGAGGCAUAUUUGUUUACACCACCAUCCCAAAUGAAGUUAAGUGGAAGUGUUUUCCCUAGCCAUGGUCAAAGUAACCACCACAGUCAUAGUAACGCCCAAAUCCAAUCUCAAGGUCAAUCAAGAGGAGGAUUGAGCGCCCCAAUUCAACAAUUCAACAAUCAGACAUCAUUCCAACCUUUUAACAACGACAACAAGGGGUUGAUUGGAUUAAACUCUGGACCAAUACCAAAUAGCGGUAACUCUGCAUUUGGAGCUUCAAGUGGAUCUUCAACCCCUGGUGGUGGAUUUCAGAAUAGCACUGCUCAAGGUCUUGGCGGAAUAGCUGGAGCAAAGAAUAGUUAUUACCCCAAAUCAUCUUAUGCUGCCAGUAUGAAUAUUUACAGACAAAAUAUCCAACAGCAACAGCUUCAACACCAACAAUACCAACAACAAAGGUAUUCCACUAGACAAGACUCCAAAAGGGCACUCACACCUACUCACCAGCAGCAACAGCAGCCAAAGUUCCAACUUCAGCAACAGCAGCAGCAGCAACAACAACAUCAGUUGCAACAACAGCAGUUACAGCAACAAACACCCACUCAUUACAGCAGUACUGCAACUUCUACAUACUCGAACCCCUUACUUGGAGGAAUCUUAUCAUACACAACUGUAGAUGAGAAUAAUAUUCUCGGCAAAGUUACCGAAGGAAUCAACUAUAAGAGAAGAAAGGUUGAAGUUAAGAAGAAAUUUAUUGAGGAAGAGAAUGACGAUUCUGAUGACGAAGACUCCGACGAAGAAGCCGACUCAGAUUCUGAGGAAGAAGACGUAGAUGUCGAUGAAUUGGAAGAUGAAGAGAUCCUUAGAGGGAUCCAAGCUACGACUAUGUCCAACUCCAGCAAUGAGUUCGUCAAUGAAAUUGUUUGGUACAGAUCGCCUCCUGUUGUUAUUUCCAAUAAGGUGUUGAGUUCCAGUGAGGGUGGUAUCGGACACAGUGCAAAGUACCUUGCGUGGAAGGCAAGCUUGAAGGAAGCGGUACCACAGUUAUAA